This is a messenger RNA of Phytophthora sojae, 2511 nucleotides long. RefSeq lists its product as hypothetical. Gene Ontology annotation, molecular function: endo-1,3(4)-beta-glucanase activity. The record is from RefSeq and is a predicted model, not a curated record. NCBI's taxonomy places the organism in Eukaryota, Oomycota, Peronosporomycetes, Peronosporales, Peronosporaceae. The transcript has a single exon. Bases 1 to 2511 code for a protein of 836 amino acids.
AUGUCGCAGGCUGGUAACUACCAACAAGGCACGGUUCAACCCGCCGAGCAAGUUCAGGGCGGCAUCACUUCAAGCAGCGGCUCGUCCACUGUCGGCACGACCUCGACCACCGGCAGCACUGCGAGCAGUGGCGACUACCUCGCCCCGUUCUCGACUGACGCACCUUCGGAUCUCUUCCAGCGCUACGACACCCUCACCACUCUAGCGCCGAUCAUCAACGUGGCGUCCGACUUGCUCACGCGGCCGCUGCCGACCAACAAGUGGUGGGGCAACCUCAUCCACACCACCGCGGAGGAUAUCGACACGGUGGCCAACCCUGCGUGGUCGAACCCGUAUGCACUCAAGCUGCCCAAGGAAGCACCCUACGGUGUGCAAGCCUGCUACUCGUACUCGUACCGUAGCUUUGCUGAUGAGGUGGACGGCGUCGUCAAGUACUACCUGCACGCAUUCCACAACGACCUCACGCUCUCGGCGACCGAGUUCGCUUCGUCCAAGCCUGACUACGAGAUCUACUCGUUCAGCGACCUCGGUGCCAAUGUCCGCACCUGCGUAUCGGGCAGCGACAGCUGCAUGGACUCCGCUCUCGUGAACGGUAUGGCUUUCGUUUCGGCAACCUAUUCGGGACUCACCGCUAGCAUCGAGUCCGAGUACGCCAUGACCAUGGUGGACGACUCGACUGCGGGCAAGUAUGUCAUUCAACUGCCAAAUAACCAGACGUGGGUGGUGUACUCCAGCGACACCAGUGCGUCCUUCUCCAUCGACAGCACCGGAUCGGCAUUGGUGUCAAGCUCAGCCUACACGGGUAUGCUUCGUGUGGCAAUCCUCCCUGACAGUGGCGACCAGACCGUGUACGAUGACUACUCGUCGUGCAUCGUCCGUGGCGGCAAUGUGUCUGUGGCGUCUCGCACUAGCUACUCGCUGCAGUGGGAGACCGAAGGCAGCGGGUGUGACAGCACUGGGCUUCUUCACUUUGCUCUGCCUCACCAGGUGGAGGUCUUGGGCGACGCCACCACGACGCAGUCGAGUGGAGCGAUCGUCCUGCACUCAAGUACCCGCGGCCAAAUGGUGGGCCAAGUUACCACGUCGGGAAGCUGGACGCUCACAGAGGAUGAAGCGGACGACGAGGUGGACUUCUACCCCGCCAACAAGCCGUCUUCCGAUGUUGUUUCGCAGAUUGGUCUGCUUGCCACGCUCCAAAGCGACAUUGAUAGCGACUGGAGUCUGGAUACUGGUAGUUGGUACUACAACGGCAAGGCAUACCAGAAGUACGCGUCGCUGUGCCUGAUGGCUGCUGACAGCUCGGUAGUGGGGGAUGACAGUACGCUGCUGAGCACUUGCCUGUCAAAGCUGGAGGGAAUUGUGGAGCCGUUCCUCAACAACACUCUCGGAUCUCCGCUUGCCUAUGAAACCUCCUACAAGGGUGUUGUCACUAGCCAAGUCUUCACCGCCAACAACGCAGAUGUGGAAUUCGGCAAUGGUGUGUACAAUGACCACCACUACCACUACGGCUACUGGGUGACGGCGUCGGCCAUUCUCAAGAAACUAGACCCGUCUUGGUCAGGCAUGGCCCAGCUCGAGACCAUGGUGUGGACAUUGCUGCGCGACGUCGCCAACCCAAGCUCGGACGACGAGUACUUCCCGAGAUUCCGCCAUUUUUCCUGGUACCUCGGCCACUCGUACUCGCACGGCGUGACGCCCAUGGCUGACGGCAAGGACGAAGAGAGUACGUCGGAGGACGUGAACUUCUACUACGGCAUGAUGCUGUGGGGAAAAGUGACCCAGAACCAAGCUGUGGAAGACCUGGGCAGCCUCAUGUUGCGUCUGAAUGCUCGCGCCGUGCGCACUUACUUCCUCAUGACGUCAGACAACACGAUCCAUCCGCCGCAGUUCGUGCCCAACCACGUCACGGGCAUUUUCUUCGACAACAAGGCGGACUACGCGACGUGGUUCAGCGCCGAGAAGUACUGCAUCCACGGCAUUCAGAUGAUCCCUGUGUCGCCGAUCAACGGUUUAGUGCGGACGACGACGUUCAUCCAGGAGGAAUGGGACGAUAUCCUUUCGAAGGAGGCGAUUGUCACGGGAGAUGAUACCACAAACGCGUGGCUGUCGCUGUUGCUAGUGAACGAAGCUGCAAUCAAUCAGGCGGAUGCGCUCUCGAAGCUGGCGACGGCAACUAUGGACGAUGGACUGACGCGUUCGUGGGCUUUGUACAAUGCUGCCUCGCGCGGAGGAUCGAGUUCGAGCGGCAGUUCGUCAAUCGUCACAGUGACGCCAAGCACUACCACAGCGACACCGGAGGUGACUUCUACUGCUUCUGCUACGCCGAGCGUGACUACUGUAUCACCGACUGCAGCCCCUAUCGCUACCACCGCUGCCCCAGUUGCUACCUCUGCUGCUGUUUCGACUGCGACGCCCACGGUCAAUCCGAAGACGGGAGUGACGACCGCCCCCGUUGCUACGUCGGCCACGUCAAGCUCUUGGAAGAACGAGGUGGGCCAGAGCUUCCGUUAG